AUGGGGAAUGAAACCAAGUAUCCUGUUCUUAGUAAAUUGGUAAUGAAUAUCCUAACUGUUCCAGUUACUACUGUUGUUUCAGAAGCAACUUUUAAUGUUGAGAAAAGGGUUAUUGAUCCGAAACGAUCAUCUAUGAAAACUAAGACAGUUGAAAUGGUACUUUGUGGAGGUGAUUGGGUGAAGGAGAAAUAUGAGAUUAAGAAGGACUGCUAUGCUAGUAUUCUUGAGGAACCACAAGAUGAACUUUUGACAUAUCAUUUUGGUGAAGAUUUAGGUGUCACUUCUUUACAACUGCAACUUGAAGAUCUCCGAUUAGAGAAUCAAACUAAACCACAUAGGUUGCAAUUAACAAAGCUUCAAUCAUCAAAUCCUAGCCGCAGUACGACAUUAAGUGUUCAUAUAGAAAACCAGGAAGAGUUUGCCAUGGCCGAUGCCAGUCCUAGGACCGAUAUUUCUACAGAUGUUGAUACCGAUGACCAGAAUCAACGGGGAGUCUUCAUAUCGAGCUCGGGUGAACAAACACAUUCACUGAGAGGAAAUGGGGCAAUGCGAUUCGAUGCAGAAUAUGCAAGGUGGCUAGAAGAGCAGAAUCGACAAAUUAAUGAACUAAGAGCAGCUGUAAAUUCUCAUGCAAGUGAUACCUUACUUCGCAUGAUUGUUGAUGGUAUAUUGGCACAUUAUGAUGAGAUUUUUAGGCUGAAAGGUGUUGCAGCUAAGGCCGAUGUUUUCCAUUUGUUGUCUGGCAUGUGGAAAAACCUGCUGAGAGAACAGCAGUUGAUGGGUAUUAUCAACUUGCUCCAAUCCUCCCAACAGGCAGAAGACGCAUUGUCUCAAGGCAUGGAAGUAUUACAACAGUCCCUCGCAGAGAUGUUGUCCACUGACUCCUCAGGGAAUGUGGCAAGUUACAUGGGUCAAAUGGCUAUGGCCAGGUAG
Vicia villosa (hairy vetch) is the source of this 933-nucleotide messenger RNA. Its product is annotated as transcription factor TGA2.2-like. NCBI's taxonomy places the organism in Eukaryota, Viridiplantae, Streptophyta, Magnoliopsida, Fabales, Fabaceae. The coding region runs from base 1 to 933 and encodes 310 amino acids. The transcript is spliced from 6 exons. Gene Ontology annotation, molecular function: sequence-specific DNA binding; protein dimerization activity. Gene Ontology annotation, biological process: DNA-templated transcription. The record is from RefSeq and is a predicted model, not a curated record.